AUGCCUAAGAAAAAACAAGAAAAAGCUAAGACUUCCGAGCCGCCACCAGAGCCUCUUCCUCAGGAUCUCCCUGAUGAUUGUCCUUGGAAGCUUAGUUAUAGAAAAACGAAAGACAACAGAAUUGUUUUAUUUGCUACUAUGGAUCAAGGAAGUGAAGGCUACUGCUGGACAAUAGUGUUCAGUAGAAUGGUAUCAAUUCAUCUCUACAUCCAUAAAAAAGUCAAAAAGCUUUUGAACCUUUCUGCAAAGCACUUGUUUGCUAAUAUCGAAGAAAAGCUUGAUAAUGGAAAUUUAAAAAGCUACAAAAGUUUGGAUGCUUUUCUUAAAAAUGAAGGCUUGGUUUUAGAACAAGAAUGCAAAUGCAUUGUGGGAAAAACCGAAAUCAACAGUGUUCAAUGUGAUAAAGUAAAAGACAAAGAAACUUUCAAGAUCCUUGAUUUCGUUGUUGUAGAAGGAGAUAAAGUUAAUGAAAGUGACAUAAUACAUUUGCUGAAUACAAAAGGUCCGAUCGCAGCCCAUAUAAGGGUGAAUCGAAAUUUCAAGAAAUCGUACAAGGGAAACGAUACGGACGAGAUGUAUUAUGGACCGAGUAAUAAGGGACAAAUUGAUGACCAUAUCAUUUUACUUACUGGAUAUGCAACAAAAAAUGGCGUUCAUUACUUUGAAUAUCAGAACUCAUGGGGAUCCAAAUGGGGACUUGAUGAUGGUUUUGGAAAGUUUGCAAGAAAAAUAAGUCUUCCAAAGAACCAAAAAUCUUUGGUAGUAGCUUACAUGUACCCAGAGGUCUUUAGCAAAGGAAUGAAUACGUUACAUUUGCCUCUUGUUCUACGGAAGACGGGUCCUGAGGCUGAGCUUAACUUUGAAUGUGGUUGA
Eruca vesicaria subsp. sativa (arugula) is the source of this 873-nucleotide messenger RNA. The record is from the annotation of a GenBank genome assembly. Lineage: Eukaryota; Viridiplantae; Streptophyta; Magnoliopsida; Brassicales; Brassicaceae.